AUGAUGCAGCGGGUGGCGCUGCGACCACGCUGCGUGGGGGGCUCGGAGGCGCGCGAUUCCGUGCCGGCGCGGCCCCGGAUUGGCGCCCCAGAGCCCAGGCCGCAUGCGUCGUCGCGGCGGGCAGCGCUGGGCGCGAGCGCGGCGCUCGGGGCGGUGGCGGCGGUGGGCGUGGUGGGCGCGGGAGCUGCAGUGGCGGCAGGGGUGGCUCCGGCGGGCAUCGUCAAGGAGAGCCCGCAGGCUCUCACGCGCAGGGGCAUGAAGGCCUUCCAGCGCAAUCGGCUCGACGAGUCGCUAGAGUGCUUCGACCGUGUCCUGGAGCUGUCCCCGGGGUCGCGGCCCUACAUGUGGCAGCGCGGCCUGACGCUCUACUACCUCAGGCGCUUCGAGGAGGGCGCGCAGCAGUUCCGCGCGGACGUCGCCGUCAACCCCAACGACACGGAGGAGGCGAUCUGGACCUUUCUGUGCGAGGCGCAGCUCCCGGGCGGGGCGCUCAAGGCGCGGGAGAACUUCCUCCGGGUCGGCGAGGACUCCCGGCCCGUGAUGCGCGCGGCGUACGCCGCCUUCAUGGACGGCUGCGGCCCGGGGCCGAUCCUGGAAGCCGCCGGCGCCGACAAGGGCGGCCGGGACCGCUUCUACGCGCUGCUGUACCACGGGCUGUACCACGAGGCCGAGGGCGACGACCUGAGCGCGCAGCGGUCGAUCCUCGCCGCGGCGAUGACGCCGUACGCCCGGCACAGCGGCGACUACAUGGCUGCGUUGUCGCGCGUGCACUGCGUGCGCCGCGGGUGGGCGCCGCCCGCCGCGUUCGAGAACGACCUGUAG
This is a messenger RNA of Pedinophyceae sp. YPF-701, 822 nucleotides long. The record is from the annotation of a GenBank genome assembly. Lineage: Eukaryota; Viridiplantae; Chlorophyta; Pedinophyceae.